GCCAGUAAACAAACAAACAGUUGUCUUUCCUUACUCCAACUUGGUAAAUCAGUUGACUGUUGUCUUUUUUAACUAAAUUCAAUUGCAAAUAUUACCUUUUUAUUAUAUUGCUUCCAGAUGAUAUAAUUAAUUAAAUUAGUUGUUAAAUUAAAUUAAAUAUGUGGUUUAUGAUUAUUUUAAGUUGGCUUGCCAUCUUUGUGCAAGUAUCUUUUAUCAUUAUGUCCUUAGCUGCUGGUCUCUACUAUUUAACUGAACUGGUUGAAGAAUAUACUGUGAUAGCUGCAAAAGUGAUUCGCUAUGUUAUAUUUGUUACAUUAUUUAUAUAUUUGUGCCUUUUGAUUUUUGAAAAUUUACCCAUGAGUCUAUUAUUGACUGGGAUUAUCAGCCAACUAGUUCAUCUUGUAAUACUCAAAAAUUUCCCCUUCUUCACCUUUACAUCGAUACCCUUCAUCUCAGGGAUAAUUUUACUUUUUGUCAACCAUUAUUUAGCAUUUACCUUUUUUGCCAACGGACUGUAUCCAUUAACACAGGUUCUAGGAUUUUUCACUUUAUGUCUAUGGAUUGUUCCGUUUUCAUUUUUCAUUUCACUUUCUGCAAAUGAUAAUGUUUUACCCACUCUGGCUGAAACAAGGCCGCUUGUAUCAGAUGAUUCAGAUGUUGUCAGCCAUUAUUUUUCACGUAAAACCAAAAAAUAUGGACUUUAUUCAUUUUUAAAUUACUGUAAAGAAAAUUUACUUGGAUCUCGUGUUAAGAAAUCAUUUUAAAUGAAGCAAUUAACCAUUGGUUGGAUGGAAAGAAACGUUAAUCAAAAACACAGCUCAAUAAUGUGAACAAUAUGAACAUUGAUAAUAAAGAGAUGCUUAUAUUUAUACAUAAAUAAUUUAUACCAAUCGAGAUGUUUAAGGAGAAAGAUUAUUGAUUUGUUACUUGAAAUCUAUUGAGAAUGGUGAAGGAUCAAAAGGAGGAAAAGGAGAAGAUGAAAAGGCUGACGAGAUGAAAUGCUGAAUUCAUGUCUUUCACUGAUAUUCAAUCUGAAGGAAUCUUUGACAUUUCCACAAAACUCGAUAGACAUGAUACUUUCGUUUAAUGAAACGUAUUUCAACUUGGAGUAGUCUGUUUCAGUUGGAUUAAUUGAUUGUAUUUGGAGCAAAAUCAGGGAAAUAUUCAUUUUGAAAGAGCCAUUAUUAUCAUUGAUCAACUGUAAAAAGGUUAUCAGAUGAAAGACGAUUGAAAUUUGUUUGUCCGCUGCUGCCAAAUGUUUUAUUUGUUGUUUGGAUCAAUGUUGAUGAAUAUGAUUAAUGAUUAGGUUAACCCUUGAAGAUGUUCUAGUAACGUGCUCUGGUUCUCGAUUCUAAUCAUGUUACAAUUGACUAUACUUACCAUGUAUUGAGGUUCAUUUAUUGAAGGCUAAAUGCCUCUAACUUUUAAUGUAAUUACCUUUUCUUCUUGUUAUUAUUGUUGUUACAAGGUAAUUUAUGGAUUGGGUGUUAAUGCAGGUAAAAAAAGGUAAUAUUGUGUCUGAUAUUGAUUAAUUUUGAGCUUGUAAACCAUCCAAAUAAUGAGCAAUUUUUGUUUCACGGAUAAAAAGACAAAAAUUAAAUUAAAUUGACGUCAACAAUUUGAA
Molecule: messenger RNA, 1624 nt
Organism: Tetranychus urticae (two-spotted spider mite)
Lineage: Eukaryota; Metazoa; Arthropoda; Arachnida; Trombidiformes; Tetranychidae
Product: protein TEX261
Biological process (GO): endoplasmic reticulum to Golgi vesicle-mediated transport
Cellular component (GO): COPII-coated ER to Golgi transport vesicle; Golgi membrane; endoplasmic reticulum membrane
Molecular function (GO): COPII receptor activity
Source: RefSeq, a predicted model, not a curated record